Molecule: messenger RNA, 552 nt
Organism: Protopolystoma xenopodis
Lineage: Eukaryota; Metazoa; Platyhelminthes; Monogenea; Polystomatidea; Polystomatidae
Source: the annotation of a GenBank genome assembly
CCUCUUCAAGCAGCACAGCCUCAUUCAGGCAUAGGGGGAAACCCAAUUGUGUCAUCUUCCGGCCAACGCUUAAGUCCGGCGAUGGCGCCCAAGUCAUUAGACUCCCCAUCACAUAACACGCUACAACAUUCCACAAACCUCCCAAGCCGGGGAUCUUUGAAAAUAGCUUCGCCCAGCUACGUGAUUAUGAGUCCGCUAUCUUCACUUCACUGUGGAUAUUUGGAGAACUCAUCCAAAGAAUAUAAUCUCCUGUCAGAAGAGGUCGGAGGCGAGAAUGGAUGCGGUGAGAAAGAGUUAAAGUGUGCUAGAAGCAAUAGUCAUGAACAGGUUGGGAAAAUAGAAAAAGUGAUAACUAAUGAUAUGGGCCAUAUUAAUAAUCGACAUGCUCCGAUUCAAGGACGACAGCAACCUCCGCUAGCCAUGUCUAGAAUAAGCAGAGAACUAAGUACCAUUCAGGAUUCAGGUGAAUCUUUGGAUGAAAAAUGCAUAAAAGAGGUUCCAUUUAGUCAAAGGAGGCCAGCUGAAAUAACUUCGAGAGGAUGCUUUGUAUAG